GCAAAACUGCUCUUCACAUAUGAUAGCUAUGGCAAUCGUUUUUUGAAGAAUAUGAUUAGGCAAUACAUUUAGUCAACAGAUCAAUGUUUCCAGCUAAAAGAGUAUGUCUAUGUAAAGAUGUAAUCAGGUGAUGAUGGAUGUCAGAUCCGCGUAUCACACAGGUCCUGUCACAUCCCUUUGUGUCAUCAAGGGAAACAUUAUAGCAGGUAUUGGCAACAGUUUGUACUUGUACGACUUGGAAAAGAGAAAAUGUAUAUUGAAGGCAGCAAGUGUCAUACAUAAUGGGAACAUCCAUGGAAUCCGAAAAUCUGUUUCCAAUGGCACAUUUCUGUGUGCAUUUGGAGGUAAAUUAUUGCGAGUGGUUGAAGUUACAAUGACCCCAGCAGUGGAGAGUUUGGAUCCCCGGGGCAAGGACUAUAUGGCUGAUGAUUGGAUCUGGGAUGUUUGUUGGUUACAACAGCAAGGACAGAAGGACCACUUAGCUGUGGCCACUGCUCACAAUGUGGUCUUGAGACUGGACAGUACACUAAGAAAGUUGUUACAGGUCGUCUGUGUGGAGAACUGUAUACUUUACUGUGCCAAAUUUUUUGGUACAAAGUGGGAAGACCUUGUCCUUGCAGCGGGAACUGUCUUUAAUCAAGUGCUGCUCUGGGCUCCUAAUGGCCAAACAAACAUCAGUGGGCAGUCAGUAGUCAUCCACAAACUGAUUGGUCAUCAGGGUGUGAUAUUCUCUAUUGAGUUCAGUGUGAUGCGGCGUCAGAUCUGUACUGUGUCAGAUGACCGUAGUGUUCGUGUAUGGCAGCUUAACUUUCCACAGGAGAAAGCCGAGUACACAGAUGAAGUUAUCUCCCUUGAUUGGUGGCGGUGUUGUAGCAGCACAGAGCUGUUAGUGUUGUAUGGACAUUCUGCCAGAGUGUGGGAUGUAAAAAUCCUCCCUUCUUUGAUAGUCAGUGUUGGAGAGGAUUCAACAUGCUGUGUGUGGGAUAACCAAGGGAAGAUAACACAAAGGUUCAAAGGUCACAAGGGUAAGAGUAUAUGGAGUUUGGCUGUAGAGGAUACUGGGAAAUUUGCUGUGACUGGAGGUGGUGACAGUAGUAUCAGGGUGUGGCAAAUGGAUGAAGCAAAAAUGUCAGAACAGUUGCUUUCUGUUGUGUUGGUCCCACCAAACCAACAGGAUAUGGACACAGACUUCCCACGUAUUGUUGCCAUGGUUUCAUGGGAUUGUGUGAUGACUAUGACAAAUCAGGGGCGACUGUUGUUGCACAGUAGGAGUGACAUGACAUGGGUAACCCUGAUGUCUGAUGUAGAUUUCACCUCCUACACUGUCCUGGCCCAGUGUCCUUAUCAUACACACCUCAUUGCCCUUGGCAACAUAACUGGAACUCUCCGCUUAUUUUACACCAAUCAGUCAGAUACAUCCUGCAAUUUAGUUGAUCUGGUGUGGAGUCAGAAAGAUUUUGAUGUACACACAGGGAAAAUUUAUAGUAUUCACUGGAUCUCGGCAUCUAGCCUUCUGACAAGUGGACCUGAUGGUGAAAUGAUAUACUGGGAGUUCAGAAUCAUAUCAAAUCAGGCAUCCCUACAAAAAAUACAUAGUCUAGAGUUACCUCCCAGUAAACACCGGUGGGUGUCAGCUGCUACCACGACCUCUGACCUCCUAGUGUGUGGAGACCGUGUUGGUAGUGUAUAUGUUUACACUUUGGGGACAUCUCUCUCCCCUCAGUCACAGUCACCUGUCCAAACUUUCUACCGGAUUCAUGGGAAAACUUGUGUUACACAUAUUUGUUGCCACAACAAUUAUGUCUACACUGCUGGAAGAGAUGGAACAUAUAACCAAUAUGAAAUCAAUGAAGAGAAACUGGUGCUUCUACAUACUAACAGGAUACACAAAGGAUUUGAUUGGCUAGACAGACUGGACUUUACAUACAAAGAUGGUGACCUUCUCGUGUAUGGUUUCCAUUCAAACAACUUCGUAUUGUGGAGUAGCCUGAACAACCAGAGACUGGUACAAAUACCAUGUGGGGGUGGACACAGAGCCUGGGACAGCCGUAUCCAUGGCAACACUAUCAGAUAUGUAUAUAUCAGGACGGGAGAAGUAGUUCUGUGUGAGACCGAACUCUCCACUAACCAAGUUCUACUCAAGGAAAGUCUGCAUGGCAGAGAAAUAACAGACAUUCUUCAUAUCAAAAGUUAUGAUCAAGAUGGCAGCCCUGUACAUGUCAUUGGCUCAUGUAGUGAAGACACCCAAGUUAACCUGCUGUUAUUAACACACAAUUCAUACGGAGUGAUGGAAAUGGCGAAUUUAACAUCUCUACAAGGCCACAUUUCGAGUGUUCGUACAAUGGCUAUUUGCAGUUCAGGGUUGCCAUGGAAACAACCAGAAUCAGACAGGAUUCUGUUGUUCUCUGGAGGAGGCAGAGCUCAGCUUCUGGUAUGGAGAGUGACAAUGCCUUCGUUAUCAAGUCACCAUGGUAACACAGAGUUAAUGGCAGACAAAUUUUCACAUGAAACUCUUUGUAAUUAUAUGAUGGAUCACUGGAACAGCAAGAACCGGAAGCCAUGGAAAGGUCAUGACCUCAAACCAAAUCCUGAGACUCGUUUUAUGGACCUGGCAGUGGUGAGGGCACAGGAUGUUUGGUUGAUGGCACCCAUUAGUGUUCACAUACUAAUGGCUGCUUGUUCAGACGGCUAUGUAAGGUUCUACAGUUUUGAUGAGGAAGCACGGACAUUGACCCUACUAGGGGAGCCUAUGUUCCAUGACCACUGUGUGCUUCAUGUAAUGAGUCUGAUCCAUCAUACACAGGAUAGCGGCAGCCAUCUUGUGUGUCUUUCAGCAGCCACUGAUGGACAAGUUGCAUUCUGGGACCUCAAUCACCUCAUCUUGGAUUUCCUAGAAACAACUUACCAUGAUGUACAUUUGAUUGAUAACAAGUCUGAUGGCUUUACUUCAGACAUUACAAAUAAUUCAAAAACUACCUCAGAACAAGGAAUAAAUUCAUAUCUCCAGGAGAAUUAUAAAAGUCUGCAUCAUAAACAUGUACAGUCAGAGUGUGGUUCAAGUGGAGGACAUAACAGCGGUGGUGGUGAGGAUUAUCAUACAGCUGAGGAUGAUCAUGGUUGUCAUGGAGAUUCAACUGAAAAAGGAUAUGGUGAUAAGAAAAGAAUGGAUGUUACAGAAAUGUUGCAUCCCAUAUUUGUGAUUCCCUCACAUCAAUCAGGAGUUAACAGUUUACAUGUCUUUAAAGUUUCUGGAUGUCAGUAUGUGGUGGGAAGUGGCGGAGAUGAUAACGCUCUCAGUGUGUCAAAUAUCACCAUGGCAACCAACAAGAACAACAAGCGUUUGGAGGUGACGAUGAAUUGGAGUGUAUUGAAAGAAAAUGCACAUUCCGCCCAGAUUACAGGACUUUGUUUCGUAGAAGAAAGACAGGUAGUGACAGCGUCUGUGGAUCAGAGAAUUUGUUUAUGGGACAUAACAACAGACAAGGUACCAAAGAUCCAAUUGGUGUGGUGUAAAUUUGUUCAGGUUUCUGACAUUUCUAGUGUGAUGGUGUGGGUUUCAGACAGGCUGAACAUCCUAGCUGCAGGUGUAGGGUUGGAAAUGUUGUCUGCUGUUCAGGAUGAUGAAGAUUCUUCUCAUAGACAAAUGUGAAAAAACAAAGGGCUCCAAGACCAAUUUCAAUGUAUAUUUAGGAAAUAGUGACAGUGUGUAUCUGUAAGACACAGUGUAUGAUGAGGUAGAUAUGAGGGGUUAUAUAUAGGUAAUAGUGAUUGUACCUGUAAGACACAGUGUAUGAUAGGGUAGAUAUGAGGUGUUAUAGGUAAUAGUGAUUGUACCUGUAAGACACAGUGUAUGAUAGGGUAGAUAUGAGGUGUUAUAGGUAAUAGUGAUUGUACCUGUAAGACACAGUGUAUGAUAGGGUAGAUAUUACUGUAUGUUGAAUUCUCUCACUGUAUACACUGUUCUACAAUAAUUAAGUUGAUCCCUUUACAAGGCCGUAAUCUUCAGGUGUUUAUACAACACACUGAUGACAUGACUAAAACAUGUAUUCAGCUUCAAAGUGAAAUAUUCUAGGAAUAUGGCAUGGUCUGGACACAUACAACUAUAAACUCCCUUACCAUCACAUGUUAUUAUGCUAUAGAAUUUAGUGUUUGUGGGUGUUACCUCAAAGUUCAUGUGAAGACAGUGUCCUGAAGAUGAUUCCAAUGGACACUUCGAAACCUAGACAAGUUGGAAUGACAUCUGGUUACAUUUUACUGACAAUGUGCUACCGAGAGCUUGUGGAUCACAUUUAAUCUGAGUGAUCAGCAAGGAACACAAUGUACUGGUGACUUAGAGCACAGAGCCCAUAAGCUUCCUUGUUUCUGUGAACACACAGAAAGACAUAAAGAACAGAAAACUACCACAGAAAAAUAUACACCUGUCCCGUGUAAGAGAUUCAUUCUUGUUUUAUAAUGGAAUGAAAAUGAAACAAUAAAUCAAGUUGUCAA
This is a messenger RNA of Ylistrum balloti, 4488 nucleotides long. RefSeq names its product WD repeat-containing protein 6-like. The coding region runs from base 131 to 3649 and encodes 1172 amino acids. Gene Ontology annotation, biological process: tRNA methylation. The transcript is spliced from 24 exons. Gene Ontology annotation, cellular component: cytoplasm. Gene Ontology annotation, molecular function: protein binding. The record is from RefSeq and is a predicted model, not a curated record. NCBI's taxonomy places the organism in Eukaryota, Metazoa, Mollusca, Bivalvia, Pectinida, Pectinidae.